AUGCAAUUUGCCGUGACGUUUUGCUUGGCGUUUACCUUCCUACACUCAUUCCUUGAGUGCCGAGUGACUUCCUUGCGCCAACCGAGGUACGUUUUCAAGCGUGGCCGAUUUCGAAACGCUUUAACGGGUUUCGAGCCACAGGCCGUAAGCCGUGCGAAGAAUUUGCCCAGCGAUUCUCAUGUGAAGCUGCAAUGGAUCACGCAGAAACUGGACCACUUCGACCCGACAAACAACGAGACUUGGCAGCAGGUAGGAAUCUUUGGACCUCGAGCAAUCCCUUCCUGGGUCUACGGCUACUCUCCAGCCAAGCAAGUUAAUAACUUGUAUUCACAGCGCUGCUGGACAAACGAAGAGUUCUAUGAACCUGGUGGACCACAGUUUCUGCUCAUUGGAGGGGAAUACGAAGCGACUCCAGAUCGAAUCGCCGGCGAGAAUGGAUUUAACUGGAUUCAGCAGGCCAAACGCUUCAGAGCCGCAUGUUUCUACCUGGAGCACCGCUACUACGGUGAAAGUCGUCCUAAGCCGUAA
Soboliphyme baturini is the source of this 528-nucleotide messenger RNA. NCBI's taxonomy places the organism in Eukaryota, Metazoa, Nematoda, Enoplea, Dioctophymatida, Soboliphymatidae. The record is from the annotation of a GenBank genome assembly.